This is a messenger RNA of Prorocentrum cordatum, 450 nucleotides long. The record is from the annotation of a GenBank genome assembly. NCBI's taxonomy places the organism in Eukaryota, Dinophyceae, Prorocentrales, Prorocentraceae.
AUGGCGGCCUGUUACAAUGGCACCGGCGGCGGGCAGGUUCUGUCCCAGGUGGACCCAAUGUUGAUGAGGUUCACGAAACUCACCAUUGGCAACUUGGAGAAGCGCAGCGUCGCCGACGCCACAGGCUUCUGCGCACAGGACGCCCUCGGGUCCGCCAUCUUCGUUGGGCUAAUCAUAGCGUUCCGGCUGCUGGUGAUGCCGCGGGCGAUCGUGCGGGCGGCGGGCGGGGCGCGCCUCGAGGACCUGACGAUCAGGGUCCGAUGCCUCCCCCGCGACAUCGACCGCUUCCACCGAGACUACAGCGACCAGCUUCUGGAACAUUUCGCCGACCUUUUGUACGAGAACGCGGAAUUGGAGGGCACGGAAGAGGAGGAUCGGGAAGCUCAUCCGGUCCGUGAGGUUUCUCUCUGGUACGACUACCACGGAGACAUUGCCGGCGUGCUGGCACAG